Messenger RNA from Rotaria socialis, 1635 nucleotides. NCBI's taxonomy places the organism in Eukaryota, Metazoa, Rotifera, Eurotatoria, Philodinida, Philodinidae. The record is from the annotation of a GenBank genome assembly.
AUGCGAUCGAAAAAAAAAGUUGUAAUUCAGUAUCUGACUGAAAAGUUUGGUUUGGUUCCUAAAUCAAAACAUCAACGUAUCACGCUUCAACUUGCUGAUAAACUAAAAACUGAUAUCCAUAAUUUUUAUCAACGAGAUGAUAUAUCAUAUCAACUACCAGAUAAAAGAGACACAGUCGUUGUCAAGGACGAUGAUGGAAAAAAAGUAACAUAUCAAAAAAGAAUUUUGAUUAAUAAUUUACGUGAAACGUAUGAAUUUUUUAAAGAUGAAAAUAAAAGUAUUGAUUUAAGUCGUUCAUCAUUUGCUGAUUUAAGGCUAGUAUUUGUUGUUUCGAAAUCUGCUUUAGCACAUCGAAAUUGUCUAUGCGUGUAUCAUGAAAAUGUACGAUUAUUGUUGAAAGAUGUUGAUAAAUACGUUGAUGGAACACACAGCUCAUCUUUGUCAACAUUUACUGAUAGUUUACAUCUGGCUGAAAAGUUUGGUUUGGCUCCUAAAUCAAAACAUCAACGUAUCACGCUUCAACUUGCUAAUAAGCUAAACACUGGUGUCCAUAAUUUUUAUCAACGAGAUGAUAUAUCAUAUCAACUACCAGGUAAAAGAGACACAGUCGUUGUCAAGGAUGAUGAUGGGAAAAAAGUAACAUAUCAAAAAAGAAUUUUGAUUAAUAAUUUACGUGAAACGUAUGAAUUUUUUAAAGAUGAAAAUAAAAGUGUUGAUUUAAGUCGUUCAUCAUUUGCUGAUUUAAGGCCAGUAUUUGUUUUUUCGAAAUCUGCUUUAGCACAUCGAAAUUGGCUAUGCGUAUAUCAUGAAAAUGUACGAUUAUUGUUGAAAGAUGUUGAUAAAUACGUUGAUGGAACACAAUGUUCAUCUUUGUCAACAUUUACUGAUAGCUUAGUUUGUAGUACUAAUAACGAAGAAUGUAUGUUUGGGUGUUGUUCUAUUUGUAAAGAUUUCUUUUCAGAAAACAUCCAGGAGAAUGUUUCAAAUAGUAAUAGUAAAAUUACUUGGUCACAAUGGGCCAGAGAAAACGGUCGUGUAGAAAAAAAAGAGUUCUCAGGAAGUGUUGAUGAAGCAAUUUUGAUGUUUAAAUCAAAAAUUGAAUUUUUUUUGUUUCAUGUAUACAUUAAAAGAGAGCAGUCGAAAUAUUUUGAAAAAUUGAAAACGGAAGUUAUUGAUGAGAAGAUCUUACUUCAGGUUGAUUUUGCAGAGAAUUUCAAUAUGAAAGAGCAAGACGAGAUUCAAAGUGCACAUUGGAAUACAAAACCAUUGAGUAUUUUUACCGCUUUUGUUUGGUCGAAAAGUAAAAGUUUUUCAUUUGCUUUACCAUCGCUUGAUUUGACACAUGAUAAGUUUGUUGCCAAUGCAGCUUUGAAAAUUAUUUUAAAUCAUAUUGAAACAGUUCUACCAAACGUUUUAGAAGUAAAUUGUUUUUCUGAUGGUGCUGCUUCACAGUUCAAACAACGUUUUCUUUUUCGAAACUUAAUGCAAAGUAAUAAUGAACGUAAAAUCAAACUGAGUUGGAACUUUUUCGCAACAUCUCAUGGGAAAGGUGUGGUAGAUGGAAUAUGGGGGGGGGAUUGUAAAACGUCUUGUAUGGUCUGCCGUACUGGCAGGAGAAGUGUGUCGGUCAGCUGA